Messenger RNA from Emys orbicularis (European pond turtle), 5902 nucleotides. RefSeq names its product ATP binding cassette subfamily C member 5 (gene ABCC5). Gene Ontology annotation, cellular component: membrane. The coding region runs from base 95 to 4390 and encodes 1431 amino acids. NCBI's taxonomy places the organism in Eukaryota, Metazoa, Chordata, Testudines, Emydidae. Gene Ontology annotation, molecular function: ATP binding; ABC-type transporter activity; ATP hydrolysis activity. The record is from RefSeq and is a predicted model, not a curated record. The transcript has 30 exons. Gene Ontology annotation, biological process: transmembrane transport.
GAGUGCAGAAGCCGCAGCAGCGGGGCAGUAGCCGGGCGAGAUUUUUCUGAGGUGAAAAUACAACUGUAAACCCUGGCGUUUACGGAAGGAGAGGAUGAAAGACAUCGACCUAGGAAAAGAGUAUGUUAUACCCAGUCCUGGGUAUAGAAAUGUGAGGGAGAGAGCCGGCUCGGAGCAGGAAGGUUUGAAAUUCCAGCAAGCUAAAUAUAAGGUGGAAUGUCAAGAUGCCUUGGAAACAGCAGCGCGGGCAGAAGGCCUUCCGCUGGACAUUUCCAUGCAUUCCCAGCUGAGAAUCUUGGAUGAGCAGCAUCACAAGGGCAAAUAUCACCAUGGCUUCAACGUGCUAAAACCCAUACGGACUACUUCCAAACACCAGCACCCAGUAGACAAUGCUGGACUUUUUUCCUGCAUGACCUUUUCAUGGCUCACUCCUCUGGCCCACACAGCAUACAAGAAAGGGGAGCUGUUUAUGGACGAUGUUUGGCCUUUGUCAAAGCAUGAGUCUUCAGAGGUUAACUGUAGAAGGUUAGAGAGACUAUGGCAGGAAGAACUGAAAGAAACAGGACCUGAGGAUGCUUCUCUCCGGAGGGUUGUAUGGAUCUUCUGUCGCACCAGACUCAUAAUUUCCAUAGUGUGUCUGAUGAUCACGCAGCUUGCUGGCUUCAGUGGACCAGCGUUCGUUGUGAAACACCUUUUGGAAUACACGCAGCAAAGUGAGUCCAACCUGCAGUACAGCUUGUUGUUAGUUUUUGGCAUCCUAAUGACAGAAAUCGUGCGCUCUUGGUCCCUGGCUCUAACCUGGGCUUUAAAUUACCGCACUGGGGUCAGACUGCGGGGAGCUAUCCUGACAAUGGCGUUCAAGAAAAUUCUCAAGCUGAAAAAUAUCAAGGACAAGUCUCUGGGGGAGCUCAUAAACAUAUGUUCCACUGAUGGGCAGAGAAUGUUUGAGGCUGCAGCAGUUGGCAGUUUGUUGGCCGGGGGCCCAAUUGUUGCCAUCCUAGGCAUGGUUUAUAAUGUAAUUAUUCUAGGACCAACCGGCUUCUUGGGAUCUGCUGUCUUUAUCCUCUUCUACCCAGCGAUGAUGUUUGUAUCACGGCUCACAGCUUAUUUCAGAAGAAAAUGUGUGGCGGCGACCGAUGAGCGUGUGCAGAAGAUGAAUGAAGUUCUUAACUAUAUUAAAUACAUUAAAAUGUAUGCCUGGGUCAAAGCAUUCUCUCAGAAUGUUCAAAAAAUCCGAGAGGAAGAACGUAAAAUCUUAGAGCGUGCAGGCUACUUCCAGAGCAUCACUGUGGGAGUGGCUCCAAUUGUUGUGGUUAUUGCCAGUGUGGUGACGUUCUCUGUCCAUAUGAUCCUUGGCUAUGAUCUCACAGCAGCUCAGGCUUUCACAGUGGUCACAGUCUUCAAUUCAAUGACUUUUGCUCUGAAAGUAACACCUUUCUCCGUGAAGUCUCUAUCUGAGGCAUCAGUGUCUGUUGACCGAUAUAAGAGUUUGUUUCUAAUGGAAGAGGUUCAUAUGGUAAAGAAAAAACCAUCCAGUCCUCACAUCGCGAUAGAAGUGAAAAAUGCUACCUUGGCGUGGGAGAACUCCCACGCCAGUGUCCAGAGCUCACCAAAGCUGACCCCUAAAAUGAAAAGAGACAAGAAGGUCACCAAGGGCAAGAAGGAGAAAAUGAAGCUACAGCAUGAGGGACCGCAAGCGGUGCUGGCUGAGCAGAAGGGCCAUCUUCUAGUGGACAGUGAUGACCAUCCUAGCCCUGGGGAAGAGAACAAAAACAUCCAUCUAGUUAACUUUCGGCUUCAGAGGACUCUCUACAAUAUCGACCUGGAGAUUGAAAAGGGGAAACUUGUUGGGAUUUGUGGCACUGUGGGGAGUGGAAAAACUUCACUUAUUUCAGCCAUUUUAGGACAGAUGACCCUGCUGGAGGGUAGCAUUACAGUGAAUGGAAAUUUUGCCUAUGCGGCCCAGCAGGCCUGGAUUCUCAAUGCUACGCUUAGAGACAACAUCCUUUUUGGAAAGGAGUUUGAUGAAGAAAGAUACAACACUGUGCUGAAUGGCUGCUGUCUGAGACCUGACCUAGCCAUCCUACCUAAUGGGGACCUGACGGAGAUUGGUGAGCGAGGUGCUAACCUGAGUGGAGGCCAACGUCAGAGGAUCAGUCUUGCCCGAGCCCUGUACAGUGACAAGAGUAUUUACAUCCUUGAUGAUCCUCUUAGUGCCUUAGAUGCACAUGUAGGAAACCAUAUUUUUAACAGUGCAAUAAGGAAGCAUCUGAAGUCAAAAACUGUCCUGUUCAUCACCCAUCAGCUUCAGUACCUUGUUGACUGUGAUGAAGUAAUCGUUAUGAAAGAGGGCUGUAUCACCGAAAGAGGAACCCAUGAGGGACUGAUGAACUUAAAUGGCGACUAUGCCGUGAUUUUUAAUAGCCUGCAGCUGGGAGAGGCACCACACAUUGAGAUUAAUGUAAAGAAGAGCACAAGCAGUUCAUUAAAAAAGCCCCAGGAUAAAAGCAUCAAAGCAGGGUCUGUGAAGAAGGAGAAAGUGGUGAAGAAGGAGGAAGGCCAGCUGAUGCAGCUGGAAGAGAAGGGCAAAGGCUCUGUCCCCUGGUCUGUUUAUGGCACCUAUAUCCAGGCAGCUGGAGGCCCCUUUGCAUUCCUGAUCAUCAUGGCACUCUUUGUGCUGAAUGUGGGCAGCAUGGCAUUCAGCAACUGGUGGCUGAGUUACUGGAUCAAGCAAGGCAGCGGGAACACCACCGUGAUGUUGGGAAAUGAAACUGUUGUGAGCAUCAGUAUGAAAGAUAACCCUCACAUGCGCUACUAUGCCGGCAUCUAUGCGCUCUCUAUGGGAGUCAUGUUGAUUCUGAAAGCUGUUCGUGGGGUUGUCUUUGUCAAGGGGACACUUAGAGCCUCCUCCAGGCUCCAUGAUGAGCUCUUCCGACGGAUUCUUCGCAGCCCCAUGAAGUUCUUUGACACUACACCCACUGGGCGGAUUCUCAACAGGUUCUCCAAAGAUAUGGAUGAAGUUGAUGUCCGUUUGCCAUUUCAAGCUGAAAUGUUCAUUCAGAAUGUCAUCCUGGUGUUCUUCUGUGCCGGGGUGAUCGCUGGGGUCUUCCCAUGGUUUCUGGUGGCAGUGGGGCCCCUCACCGUCCUCUUCACAAUCCUACAUAUUGUGUCUAGAGUCUUUAUUCGUGAGCUGAAGCGCCAGGACAACAUCACGCAGUCUCCGUUUCUGUCUCAUAUUACGUCAAGUAUACAGGGUCUCUCCACAAUCCAUGCCUACAACAAAAGGCAGGAAUUCCUGCACAGGUACCAAGAGCUGCUGGAUGACAAUCAAGCACCAUUUUACUUGUUCAGCUGUGCAAUGCGCUGGCUGGCCAUACGACUAGAUGUUAUCAGCAUCGCCCUCAUCACAACCACCGGCCUGAUGAUUGUCUUAAUGCAUGGCCAGAUUGCUCCUGCAUAUGCUGGGCUCGCCAUCUCUUAUGCUGUGCAGUUAACAGGGUUAUUCCAGUUUACAGUCAGACUGGCCUCAGAAACAGAGGCUCGCUUCACCUCAGUGGAGAGGAUUGAUCACUACAUCAAGACCCUUUCUCUGGAGGCUCCAGCUCGAAUUAAGAAUAAAGCUCCCCCUCUGGACUGGCCCCAUGAAGGCGAAGUUGUCUUUGAAAAUGCAGAGAUGCGGUACCGAGAGAACCUCCCGCUGGUGCUUAAGAAAGUGUCUUUUACCAUCAAACCCAAGGAAAAGAUUGGCAUCGUGGGGCGGACGGGGUCAGGGAAGUCCUCACUUGGAAUGGCACUCUUUCGUCUCGUUGAAUUGUCUGGAGGCUGCAUUAAAAUCGAUGGAGUGAAAAUCAAUGACAUUGGUUUAGCAGAUCUCCGCAGCAAACUCUCAAUAAUCCCUCAGGAGCCUGUGUUAUUCAGUGGAACUGUGAGAUCAAACUUGGAUCCUUUCAACCAGUACAGUGAGGAGCAAAUCUGGGAUGCCUUGGAAAGGACUCACAUGAAGGAGUGUAUUGCUCAGCUGCCCAUGAAACUGGAAUCGGAAGUGAUGGAAAAUGGGGAAAACUUCUCUGUGGGGGAGAGACAGUUACUGUGCAUAGCCAGAGCUUUGCUGCGUCGCUGUAAGGUUUUGAUACUAGAUGAAGCAACAGCUGCUAUGGACACAGAGACCGAUGUACUGAUUCAGGAGACUGUCCGGGAGGCGUUUGCAGACUGCACUAUGCUAACAAUUGCUCACCGCCUGCACACUGUGCUGGGCUCCGAUCGGAUCAUGGUGCUAACACAAGGACAGGUAGUGGAAUUCGACACUCCGUCUGCCCUUCUGUCCAAUGAGAACUCGCGCUUCUAUGCCAUGUUUGCUGCUGCAGACAACAAGGUUGCUGUCAAGGGCUAAAAUUCAGGAUAAAGUCACUUUAAUUUGGAGGGUUCCCUGCCUGUGGCAGACCAGCUCCUCCUCCUCCUCCUCAUUCUCAAAGCAGAUUAUUGCCUUUUCAUCUUUUUAAUUUUUAGCACAAUGUGUCAAACCUGGAGACUUUUUAAGACCCUGUAAGAAUUCUUCCUGUUUUUAAUGUAUUUAUUCCAUAUUCAUAUUACUAAAUUUUUUUGUUACUAAAUGCACUCUACAAAUGGCUCAGGGAGCCAUAGUUAUAAAUGUAUCAGAGGCCUAUAAUGAAGCUUUAUACAUGUAGCUAUAUCUAUACAUAAUUCUGUACAUAGCCUAUAUUUACAGUGGAAAUGUAAGCUGUUUAUUUUAUAUUAAAAUGAGCACUGUAUUAAUAACAGUGCAUAUUCUUUUCUAUAAUUUUUGUACAGUUUACGGUACUAGAGAGCUGGCUUUAUCAGACUGUAUCAGACACCAUUUAGUCUCUUACAGCUGGUCUUUUCAUAGUGCCGGAUUUUCUGCGUGUCUGAAUGGAAGUGAAGCUUUGCAGUAGUGUCCUUCAAUGUCCCAUCGUUAUCGUCCUGCACAGGGGGGAAGGGCUCUGUGGUGUAACUCUAUUGCAUCGUAACUAUUGUCAAAGCUGUUUGGAGCAUCACUAUUGUUCAUGGUGGCAGCUGCUGCUGCUGCUUCCCAUGAUGCUUUCCCAGGGUAGCUUUUUUUAUGAUCCCCUGAGUGGUUCAGGGAGAAGACCACUUCUGGGUCACAGGAAAGUUCCACGAUCACUCCGUGUCCUGGUGCAGUGAUGGGAAUGUAGCAGCUCUUUCUCGUGCAGUGUCCUGGGGCAAUGAUGGGAAUGCAGCACCAUUCCCUAAUGUAUCAAUGGAGUUUGGGUUUUGUUUCUAUUAAAAUAAUCAAACUCCUGCUUCGCUGAUCUAACUCGUGACCAGAAUCUAAAUGUUCAUAGAACAACCUGCAGUAAAACAAUCGCUCUCUGAAGUUCAAAUCCAAACCCUGGGUUGCUGGCAGUAAAGUCUUUUCUUUCCUGAGCUGCUCCAGCUGAAUCCUUUAUCUUGAGGCUGCUAAUGCUCUUUACAGGUUGAGGUUGGUUCUUAUUGGCAUACAUAACACUCACCCUUCGUGCUGUUCACUUACACUAAGCUUAAAAUACAUCAGCAUUUCCUGUUUUGGUCUUGCUCACUUAUUACCUUAACAACACCCUGAAGUCUUCUGCAGCUUUGAACAGGUUCCUGCUGAUCAGGGUGUGACACUGGAAGGAAGUUAUUUUCUUACUGUAAAGAGACCUACCUCAGGUUGCUGAGUCCUCUGUGGUACGUUACCAUGAUUACUGUACACCAUCCCUGUUCUGUGGGGCCCGGGGCCCAGGUGGGCGCGGUCACUCCAGUUAUAGCUGUGACUUAUUGAAUGGUCAGCAUUGCAUGUCUUUGUCAACUUGGACAUUUUGUAGCCUUAGCAUGUUUGCAAAAUGUCUCAUCGAGGCAAAAAUCUGAAAAAGUGAAUAAAACU